This is a messenger RNA of Anthostomella pinea, 525 nucleotides long. The record is from the annotation of a GenBank genome assembly. NCBI's taxonomy places the organism in Eukaryota, Fungi, Ascomycota, Sordariomycetes, Xylariales, Xylariaceae.
AUGCCGACCAACAAAAGCGCCAAUGACGCCCUAGCCGGGCUGGCGAAGGGUGGUGAGAAGCUAGGUCUGGUCGUGGGCGGAAAGAACAUCGAGCCCGGCCAAUACAUUCCCAAAGCUGAGGCACAAACUGCACCAGAGAUCUCCCUCCCCAACGCUGGAGGCGAGUACAUCGUCGUAUCUCUCGACAUGGACGCACCCUUCCCAUCCUUCAACCUUCUAGGUCCCAUCCACCACUGGACCCAGCCCGGCUUCACUCCCACCACCCCCGGUGAAGCUGCGCUCUCUUCUGGAAACACGCCAUUCAUCGCCAAUUAUAUCGGUCCCGCGCCACCCCCCGGCAGUGGGCCUCACAGAUACGUUUUCUUCCUCUAUCAGCAGCCCGAAGCCUUCGACGGCAAAGCAUAUGCUCCUCCGAAUGGGCAGACGGUGCCGAACAUGAAGCGGAUGCGGUAUGAUCUGGAUGACUUUGAGCAGAAGGCUAAGCUAGGCCCGAUUGUGGCUUGCAACUACUUCACUAGCAAUUGA